CAGCCACGUCUCCCUCAAGCACACCAAUCACGGGCACAGAGGUCCCCUUCUCUAGAGCACACCAGUCACACACACACACACCAGUCACACACACGCCACAGCUUACCCAGGGAGAAGGUGUGCAGGUUAGGGCAAGUCGACACACUCAGAGUGGAUUUCAGCGAGUUUGUGACGGUGUGUGUGAGAGAGAGAGAUCUGUCAGUCGUACUGCUUGGGUUGAGAUGUGGCUGACCCAGGGUCAUGGCUGACCAGUGACAUCAUGACAGAGAUGUGUUUGUCGCCCCCUGCCUGUCCUGCUGGGUAACACCCAGAGCUGAGGGCUGGGGGGGCUGUGGUGACUGCCAACAGGCAUCAUGACGGGCGUGGCAGUGUGCUCAGGAGCAGUCAACUCCAUCAAGGCCCUCUGGGAGACACGGAUCAAGAAGAACAAAGAUGACCUGCAGAAGCAGAGAGACCUGAGGGACAAGGCAGCUGUGGGACGGCUGGCGGGGGCGUGGGAGGACCGUAUCACCCUGAACAAGCUCCGAGAGCGAAUCGUUACAGAGGACGGACGAGUCAUCCUGCGCAUACAGAAGGAGGAGUGGAAGACCCUCCCUGAGGCGCUGGUGCAGCUCACGGAGGUGCAGGAGUGGCAGUUGCAUCGCACGGGCCUGCAGAAGAUCCCCCGCUUCAUCGCCAGCUUCCAGCAGCUCAUCGUGAUCGACCUCUCCCGCAACGCCAUCACUGAGAUCCCCAAAGAGAUUGGUAAGCUGACCAGGCUGAGGGAGCUGUUGCUGAGCUACAACCGUGUGGACAGCGUCCCAGAGGAACUGGGGAACUGCGAGAGUCUGGAAAAACUUGAGCUGGCCAAGAACCAGGACCUGGACGAGCUGCCAGAACAGCUCAGCAACCUGAAGAAGCUGUAUCACCUAGACCUGUCCAUGAACCUGUUCACCGAGAUCCCCGACUGUGUGGUGAGUCUGCCUGCUCUGGAGUGGCUAGACAUGGGGGGCAACCAGCUGCAGAACCUGCCUGAAGACAUACACAGGAUGGAAAAGCUCCACACUCUGUGGCUGCAGCGGAAUGAACUGGAAUAUCUACCUGACAACAUCAGUCGCAUGCACAGCCUGGACACGCUGGUGCUGAGCAGCAACCGCCUCAAAGACAUCCCCAACCUCAUGGACAGCAUGACUAACCUCAGGUUUGUGAACUUCCGAGACAACCCUCUGUCGUGGGACGUGUCCCUGCCGGAAGCGAAGGCGGACGUUCCUGAGGAAGAGGACGACAGGGAGAUGUUCGGACGAGAGUUCAUGCACUUCUACAUCAACGAGUCGCGCAAGAGAGAAUCCCAGGCCAAGUUUAUGUCAGUACUGAACGUGGAGCUGGAGGAGGUGUGUGAGACGCCGCCGCUAUCCUGACUGUCCUCCAUGUUGGCC
Messenger RNA from Clupea harengus (Atlantic herring), 1415 nucleotides. It is a transcript of the gene lrrc39, whose product is annotated as leucine rich repeat containing 39. The record is from RefSeq and is a predicted model, not a curated record. Gene Ontology annotation, cellular component: cytoplasm. Lineage: Eukaryota; Metazoa; Chordata; Actinopteri; Clupeiformes; Clupeidae. Gene Ontology annotation, molecular function: protein binding.